Messenger RNA from Schistocerca piceifrons (Central American locust), 896 nucleotides. RefSeq lists its product as uncharacterized. The record is from RefSeq and is a predicted model, not a curated record. NCBI's taxonomy places the organism in Eukaryota, Metazoa, Arthropoda, Insecta, Orthoptera, Acrididae. Bases 74 to 520 code for a protein of 148 amino acids. The transcript has 5 exons.
GAGCGUCGCCCGCUGCGAGCGUGACGCGCUAAGUGGAGGGAGUGGCCGGGCAGUCGGCCGCCAGCUGUCAGCCAUGCCGGUCGCCUCCGCCAGGGACUUCUGGAGGCGCUUCGACCAGCGGCCCACCACCCACGGAGACCCUCCGUCGCCCGUGUGGUCCUCGAUAUACUGCACCAUUAGAGAGCGCCGACGGAGCCGUUCAAAUUCCACUACAGGAAGGAGCAGGACGCCUUCCAGCGUAUCCAGUGGUCGCACCACCCCAUCCCCAGGUCCCAGCUUGCUCUCACCACUUAAUGGAAGAACCAUGUCUGAUGAUUCCCUUUCCCAGACUAGGAUCAACAGUCCACCAAGAUUGAUGAGUCGGGUCCCACGAAAGUACACUACAGUCUGCUGGCUGGAGCCUUGCAAUGUUCCUGUCCAUUAUUCCAGUACAGUUUUAAUAACUCUGGGUUCAACCAGGAAAAGGUACACUGAAGACAUCAGAUUUCAGACACGCCUGGGCCCCAAGAAGAUUCAGUGAAUCAGUGGAAACUCCAGUCUCUCGGCAUUACAUAUCUACAAUAGAAAUACCAUGCAAUCCAUACAAUCAUCUGUUUGAUGGGGAGCUGUUACAAGUCCCUUCUGACUCUGAAGCUUAAUUUAUAUAAUUUUUAGUACUUUAGCUUCUGAAUGAAUGUUUAAUCUAUAUAAAUGAAUAUUAUUUACAAUCGAAAACAUGUAAAUGAUAAAUUCCAAAUGAGCUUCAAAUAUAUAACAGAAGCAUGUUGUAUGUGCUACUCACCAAGCUUUAUACAUGAUAAACUGUCCUAUUUUCUAGAAUGUUUUAGCUUCAUCCAACUUUGAAGAUUGUGUGUUCAUACUGUAAUGCAGUGCAUGUGUACAGUGUUGCCAAUGCU